This is a messenger RNA of Ceratotherium simum simum (southern white rhinoceros), 4564 nucleotides long. RefSeq names its product ABI family member 3 binding protein (gene ABI3BP). Gene Ontology annotation, biological process: extracellular matrix organization; positive regulation of cell-substrate adhesion. The record is from RefSeq and is a predicted model, not a curated record. Gene Ontology annotation, molecular function: protein binding. Lineage: Eukaryota; Metazoa; Chordata; Mammalia; Perissodactyla; Rhinocerotidae.
AUGCAGGUAGAGGCGCUGUCACAGAGCCUGACCCAGAGCUGGAGAUCAAUUAGUGACAGUGUCUGUCUGUAUCUCUACAUCCCCCGCGGCACGGCUAAGUGCAGCCGCCCGCCUCUGUCACUGGGAGACAGUUCACUUAAAUGCAGCUCCAGGGCUGCGGGACACCCACCAGCAUCACUCCCUGUGCGAGGUGGCAAAUGCAACAUGCUCUCCAGCUUGGGGUGUCUACUUCUCUGUGGAAGUAUUGCACUAGCCCUGGGAAAUGCACAGAAAUUGCCAAAAGGUAAAAAGCCAAACCUGAAAGUCCACAUCAACACCACAAGUGACUCCAUCUUCUUGAAGUUCCUGCGUCCAAGUCCUAACGUAAAACUGGAAGGUUUCCUCCUGGGAUAUGGCAGCAACUUGUCACCAAACCAGUACUUCCCUCUUCCUGCGGAAGGGAGACACACCGAGGCCGUAGUGGAUGCGGAGCCUAAAUAUCUGAUAGUUGUGAGACCCGCUCCUCCUCCAAGUCGAAAGAAAUCAUGCUCAGGUAAAGCCCGCUCUCGGAAACCUCUCCAGCUGGUUGUCGGCACUCUGACACCCAGCUCGGUCUUCCUGUCCUGGGGUUUCCUCAUUAACCCACACCACGACUGGACGCUGCCGAGUCAUUGUCCCAAUGACAGAUUUUAUACAAUUCGCUACAGAGAAAAGGAUAAGGAAAAGAAAUGGAUUUUUCAGCUCUGUCCAGCCACAGAAACAAUUGUGGAAAAUCUAAAGCCCGACACGGUUUAUGAAUUCGGAGUGAAAGACAAUGUAGAAGGUGGCAUUUGGAGUAAGAUUUUCAAUCACAAGACUAUUGUUGGAAGUAAAAAAGUAAACGGGAAAAUCCAAAGUACCUAUGACCAGUCCCACUCAGUGCCUGCGUAUGUCCCAAGGAAGCUGAUCCCAGUAACAAUCAUCAAGCAAGUGAUUCAGAAUGUUACUGACAGGGCUUCAUCGAAAUCCCCAGAUAAGACGCCCUUUGGAGGAACAAUACUAGUCCACCUUGUUAUUCCAGGUCUUAAUGAAACCACCAUAAAACUUCCUACAUCCCUAAUGUUUGAAAUUUCAGAGGCAAUGAAGACACAAUUAGCUAAGAAUGAAACCUUGGCGUUACCAGCAGAAUCUAAAACACCAGAAGUAGAAAAAAUCCCAGCACGGCCCAUAACAGUGACUCCUGAAUCGGUUCCAAGAACCACUAAACCCACCGUGCCUAGUGCAUUAGACAUUUCAGAAACAACACUGGCUUCAAGUGAAAAGCCGUGGAUUGUACCUACAACUAAAACAUCUGGAGAUUCCAAAGUUCUACCACCUCAAACUGCAACUUAUGAUGUUUUCUCAAGGCCUGCAACAUCAGAUGAGCCUGAACUCUCAGAGCCCCACACAGCAACAAGUGAUCCAUUUCUGGAUUCUGUCCCACCUAAAACUUCUAGAACUCUUGAACAGCCAAGGGCAACUCUCGCUCCAAGUGAAACAUCAUUUGUGCCGCAAAAACUGGAAAUCUUUACCAGUCCUGAAAUGCAACCUACAACACCCGCUCUGCUGCAAACUACAUCUAUCCCUUCUGCACCCAAACGACGCCUCAGACCCAAAAUACCCAGAACCAAACCUGAAAGAACCACAAGUCCUGGAACAAUUACAUCUAUAAUUCCUAAAAGUUCUGAACUCACACGGACAACACUGGCUCCCAGUAAAACACAAUUUAUUUCUUUGAAACCUAAAAUCCCUCUCAGCCCAGAAGUGACACACACCAAACCUGCUCCCAAGCAGACACCGCAUGCUCCUCCCAAACCAGAAACGUCUCCACGUCCACGAGUCCCACAAACACAGCCAGCUCCAAAGAUGUCCCAGCCUGUUACUUCAAAGCCAAAAACGUCACCAAGUCCAGAAGGGUCAUACACUCCACCUGUUCCGAGAGAUGUGGUCCUUCCCCAUAAACCAGACCCCGCAGUCUCUCAGAGCGAACCUGCUCCUUUAGAGACCCGCGGGAGCCCUUUCAUUCCUAUGAUGUCACCAAGCCCUAGUCAAGAGGAACGACAAACCACUCUGGAAGAAACAGACGAGUCCACCCAAGAACUCUUCACCACUAAGAUCCCACGAACAACUGAGCUGGCCAAGACAACUCAGGCACCACACAGAUUGUAUACUACUCCUGUGAGGCCCAGAACCCCUGACAAACCACGCAUCAGACCUGGGCUCAAGCAAGCACCGAAGCCGUCAGCUGCUGGUGGAGAUGUGCCGGUGGACUCCACAAAAAGGCCAGCCACAGUCCCAAGCACUCGCCGCCCAACUUUGCCACCUAGACCCACGCCCCCACGAAGAAAACCUUUACCACCAAAUAAUGUCACCGGAAAGCCAGGAAGUGCAGGAAUCAUUUCAUCAAGCCGAGUAACUUCCCCACCGCUGAGGGCAACACUCAGACCUACUGAAGCCCCCUCGGAGAGCACAGAGACAGAUAAAAAGCAACCAACAGUUCCUGCCUCAGGAGAAGAUCUUGGUAAUACAACUGACUUUAGCUCGAGUCCAACAAGAGAAACUGACCCUCUUGGGAAACCCAGAUUCAAAGGUCCUCAUGUGCGCUACAUCCAGAAACCUGACAACAGGCCCUGCUCCAUCACCGACUCCGUCAAACGGUUCCCCAAAGAGGAGGCCACUGAGGGGAAUGCCACCAGCCCACCGCAGAACCCACCUACCAACCUCACUGUGGUCACUGUGGAAGGGUGCCCCUCAUUUGUCAUCUUGGACUGGGAUAAGCCACUUAAUGACACUGUCACUGAAUAUGAAGUUAUAUCCAGAGAAAAUGGGUCAUUCAGUGGGAAGAACAAGUCCAUUCAAGUUACAAAUCAAACCUUCUCCACAGUAGAAAAUCUAAAACCAGACACAAGCUAUGAAUUCCAGGUGAAACCCAAAAACCCGCUUGGAGAAGGCCCAGCCAGCAACACAGUGGCAUUCAGUACUGAAUCAGCGGACCCCAGAGUGAGCGAGCCAGUUUCUGCAGGAAGAGACGCCAUCUGGACUGAAAGACCCUUUAACUCAGACUCUUACUCAGAAUGUAAGGGCAAACAGUAUGUCAAAAGGACGUGGUAUAAAAAGUUCGUCGGGGUGCAGCUGUGCAACUCCCUCAGAUACAAGAUUUAUCUGAGCGACUCCCUCACAGGAAAAUUUUAUAACAUAGGCGAUCAGAGAGGCCAUGGAGAAGAUCACUGCCAGUUUGUAGACUCAUUUUUAGAUGGACGCACCGGACAGCAACUCGAUUCUGACCAGCUACCCACCAAGGAAGGCUAUUUCAGAGCAGUUCGCCAGGAACCUGUCCAAUUUGGAGAAAUAGGUGGUCACACCCAAAUCAAUUAUGUCCAGUGGUAUGAAUGUGGAACCACAAUUCCUGGAAAAUGGUAGAUGCUGCAAUCGUGUUCAAAAGUGCCUUCUGUUUCAUCAUGGCAAAAAAUAAUUGGAAACACUAUGGUAUUUGUCACAUUCAUUUAACGCUGUUAUGUUUACUAUGUAUAAAAGUUUAAAAUCUAAUUAAUAGCAAUAUUAGAUGUUUAUUAGAAAGAUUGCUGAGAAUAUUUAUCAGGUUUUACAAAGUCACUUUAAGAAAGCAAGAUAUUGAUGUUAACAGAAUAACGUUUUUUUGGGGAAGCUGGCUCCCUGUUCAUGGUAUUUUAAGAGAUCAUUUGUAUAUUAUUUAUCAACACUGUUGUAAUGAUGUUUUGAGAUACUUUUAUAACAAAAUUAACAUCAAGAAACUAAUAUACUUUUAAAAAAAUAUUUACUUUUAUUAAUGCAUAUUCUUCCUACUGGUGAGUUAAUUCCACAAAUCUCUACUUGGUUUAACUUAUUAGAUCAAAUUAUCUUCAGCAUAUAUAUCUGGGGGAAAAAAGGUCCUAAUAUUCACGUUUAUUUAAACUUCAGUUUUUUAGCAACAGCUGAAUAGCUUUUCUGAAGCUAACCACUCUUCCAAAUAUACAUUUCCUUAAAUACUUGCAAAUUAUUGAAAAAACUGUUUGAAUCAGUAAAUUUCAUUUCAGCUGAAAAAGGAACUGAGACUCUGAUACAUUCAGUUUCAAAAUACACAUUUCGUUCUUUCUCUACCCAUACAUAUGUUACAAUGUCUGAAUGUACUUUGUCAAACUAUCCCUUUAAGCAAUUAUCUCCACAUUGUUUUUAAUAUAAUUCUAAUCGAGCUGUGCGCAGAGACUGAAUGUCAAGUCUGAGCACAAAGAGGCGACGCGUGAUGAGAUACUCACCGUUUCACAGGACACUCAGUACAUUUUUACACACAGGACCUCCAGGAAUGGAUGUAUCAGAGGACGUUUUCAUAAUUCUAACUCAACCUGUAAUGAAAAUCUGACUUAUUUUUAUUUAAAAACGUAUUGCUUUCCUUCACUGGGGGAGGGAGAUGGGAAUGCUGCAUUGUUGCCCUUAUUUGGAAAAGAACCUUUCCUGCGCUUACUUUUCAACAUGCUUCAAUUUUAUCAAGUCUACAUUUUGUAUUUUUCAAACAAGUAUAAACUCUGCAAUAAAGAGAUGUAGUUUUUUUUAA